Didymella exigua CBS 183.55 is the source of this 909-nucleotide messenger RNA. RefSeq lists its product as uncharacterized. The coding region runs from base 1 to 909 and encodes 302 amino acids. NCBI's taxonomy places the organism in Eukaryota, Fungi, Ascomycota, Dothideomycetes, Pleosporales, Didymellaceae. The transcript is spliced from 4 exons. The record is from RefSeq and is a predicted model, not a curated record. Gene Ontology annotation, molecular function: protein binding.
AUGGAAUCGGGAUACGGCAACGGCUACGCCAGCCAGCGCGCCUCGGCCUUCAGCGUCAGUCGCAUCAUCGGCGACCCCUUUGCCCUGGCCACCAUCUCCAUUGGCAUUCUUGCCUGGGUCAUUGCGUUUGUCGCCAGCAUAAUAUCCGCCAUCCGCGGCGGCUUCCCCAACUUCGCCUGGUGGACCCUGGUGUUCAUGUUCUUCUGCAUCGUCGGCGUCACCGUCACCGUCGCGAGCGAUGCCGAGCGGACCUACCAUGUCGCCAUUGUCGGCUUCCUCGCCGCCGGCCUCGUCUUCACCACCUCCUCGGUCAACUCGCUCGUCUACUCGCCCGUCGCGCCCUUUGAGGCCGCUGCCGCCGGCUACAUCCUGCUGUCCAUGAUUGCCAUUGUCUGGAUCUUCUACUACGGCUCCCAGCCCGCCGCGCGCCACCGCACCUUUGUCGACUCGUACGCCCUGCACAAAGAAACCCCCGGCAGCCGCGCCUCGCGGCCCAUCUCCAACGGCUACACGAACCGCCCGCAGACGCACAUUUCCAACAACCAGCAGCCGCAAAUGUACACGUCGGCCCAGCUCAACGGCUUCGAGACCUCGUCGCCCGUGAGCGGCUACCCCGGCGGUCCCGCGGGCGCCCAGGGCCGCAACAGCUCCGCCCCGCAGUUUGGCGGCAUGAAUGCCGCCACACCCACCCAGGACGAGGUCCCCAUGGGCGGCGAGCAGGGCAUCGAGUACCCCUACCGCGCAAAGGCCAUCUACAGCUACGAGGCGAAUCCAGACGACGCCAACGAGAUCAGCUUCCAGAAACACGACAUCCUCGAGGUCAGCGACGUGAGCGGGCGCUGGUGGCAGGCCAAGAAGCCCACCGGCGAGACAGGCAUUGCGCCGAGCAACUACCUGAUUCUGCUGUGA